Molecule: messenger RNA, 6121 nt
Organism: Amblyraja radiata (thorny skate)
Lineage: Eukaryota; Metazoa; Chordata; Chondrichthyes; Rajiformes; Rajidae
Gene: adgrl1a
Product: adhesion G protein-coupled receptor L1a
Exons: 24
Coding region: 99-4778 (1559 amino acids)
Biological process (GO): adenylate cyclase-activating G protein-coupled receptor signaling pathway; heterophilic cell-cell adhesion; cell surface receptor signaling pathway
Cellular component (GO): axon; presynaptic membrane; plasma membrane
Molecular function (GO): carbohydrate binding; G protein-coupled receptor activity; latrotoxin receptor activity
Source: RefSeq, a predicted model, not a curated record
UUACUCAUAAUGUGGAUGCGAAGAGAGAAACAUUAAACGGCUCAAGGGAGUGCAGAUGGAGGCUUGAAGACCGCUUCUUCCCAACCUGCAAGCUUCCAAUGGUGGACUGUUUCAUGGCGGGACGGGACUCAAGGACUAGACACAAGACAAUGGGCUUCCUCCGAUGGGCAUCGUGGCUAUGCUGGAUUAUGGUCCUCAACACAAGCCCUGCAGAAGGUCUGAGCCGGGCAGCCCUGCCAUUCGGUCUGAUGCGGAGGGAGCUAGCGUGUGAAGGCUACCCCAUCGAGCUGCGCUGUCCUGGCAGCGACGUCAUCAUGAUCGAGAGCGCCAAUUACGGGCGGACCGACAACAAGAUCUGCGACGCGGACCUCUUCCAGAUGGAGAACGUCGAGUGUUUCCUUCCCGAAACCUUCAAGAUCAUGUCACAAAGGUGCAACAAUCGUACGCAGUGUGUGGUGGUGGCUGGGUCGGACGUGUUCCCCGACCCUUGCCCUGGGACCUACAAGUACCUGGAGAUCCAGUAUGAAUGCGUCCCCUACAUCUUCGUGUGCCCGGGGACCCUGCGCAAGGUGUUCGAGCCCACCAACGUCUUCGAAUCGGAGCAUGAGGCGGGCGCCUGGUGCAAGGACCCGCUGCAGGCCGGAGACCGCAUCUACUACAUGCCCUGGAUCCCGUACCGCACCGACACGCUGACCGAGUACGGCUCGUGGGACGACUACACGGCCGGGAGGCCGACCACCUCCUACCGCCUGCCGCACCGCGUCGACGGGACCGGCUUCGUCGUCUACGACGGCGCUGUCUUCUACAACAAGGAGCGCACGCGCAACGUGGUCAAGUUCGACCUGCGCACACGCAUCAAGAGCGGCGAGGCCAUCAUCGGCGGCGCCAACUACCACGACACCUCGCCCUACCGCUGGGGCGGCAAGACCGACAUCGACCUGGCCGUCGAUGAGAACGGCCUGUGGGCCAUCUACGCCACGGAGCAGAACAACGGCAAGCUGGUGGUCAGCCAGCUCAACCCUUACACCCUGAGAUUCGAGGGCACCUGGGAGACGGUGUACGACAAGCGCUCGGCCUCCAACGCCUUCAUGGUGUGCGGCGUUCUCUACGCCGUGCGCUCCGUCUCCAAGGAGGACGACAGCGAGGUCAUCGGCAACGCCAUCGACUUUGCCUUCAACACCAACCUCAACCGCGAGGAGCCCGUCUCCAUCGCCUUCCCCAACCCCUAUCAGUACGUCUCGUCCGUGGACUACAACCCCCGCGACAACCAGCUGUAUGUCUGGAACAACCACUUUGUGCUGAGGUACUCACUGGAGUUCGGACCCCCCGACCCAACCGCAGCACAAGCCACGAUGGCUUCCACCAGCAGUACGGGGGCGGCCAGGCCAACUACGGUGACCACCACAACCACCACCCGGAAAGCGCCGCUCACCACCAUCGCCGUGGGUGCCAUUAACCAGCUGAUCCCGGAGCAACACCCCAUCACUCCCAUCGUCCCCUUCACCAGCCGCACCCCCCUCUCCAACCAGCUGCCUUCCCCCCAGAGGUACUGUGACCCCACCGAGACCAGGGGCAUCAAGUGGCCCUCAACGCAGCAGGGGGUUCUGGUGGAGCGACCGUGUCCUAAGGGGACCAAAGGUAUAGCCUCCUACCUUUGCCUGGUCUCCCUCGGUCUCUGGAACCCAAGAGGACCUGACUUCAGCAACUGCACCUCACCCUGGGUGAACCAAGUCGCACAGAAGAUUAAAAGCGGGGAGAAUGCGGCUAACAUCGCCAAUGAGCUCUCCAGACACACUAGAGGCCCAAUCUACGCGGGUGACGUCAGCUCAUCGGUCAAGUUGAUGGAGCAGCUUCUGGAUAUUCUGGACGCCCAGCUCCAAGCGUUGAGGCCCAGCGAGAAGGAGUCUGCAGGCCGCAGUUACAACAAGAUUCAAAAACGGGAGAGGACCUGCAGAGCAUACAUAGAGGCUGUUGUACAGACUGUGGAUAACCUCCUGAGACCUGAAGCUCUGGAAUCGUGGAAGGAUAUGAACACUACGGAGCAGGUGCACACGGCAACCAUGUUGUUGGACAUCCUUGAAGAGGGAGCGUUCCUGUUGGCGGACAACCUGAAGGAGCCUGCAAGAGUCAACGCCACCACGCAGAAUGUUGUCUUGGAAGUGUCCGUGCUCAAUACUGAAGGGCAGGUGAAGGAGGUGACGUUUCCACACAGUUACCUGACCGAGAGCUUUAUCCACAUCUCACCCAACACCAUCAAGCAGAACAGCCGGAAUGGUGUUGUCAAGGUGGUUUUAAUUCUCUACAACAACCUUGGGCAGUUUCUAUCGACAGAGAACGCCACAGUGAGGAUGGGGUCCGACAUCGGCAGCCAGGGCAACUCCAUUGUCGUCAACUCCCAGAUCAUCGCCGCCUCCAUCAACAAGGAAUCCAGCCGGGUCUUCCUCACCGAGCCCGUAAUCUUCACCCUGCAGCACCUUGAUGUAGGUAUUAAUGAGUCAGAAAACCAUUUCAAUGCCAACUGCUCGUUCUGGAACUAUUCUGAGCGUUCCAUGAUGGGAUUUUGGUCAACGCAAGGCUGUCGACUGAUAGAAAGCAACAAGACGCAUACCGCCUGUGCCUGCAGUCACCUCACCAACUUUGCGGUGCUCAUGGCCCACCGAGAGAUUUUGUACGAAGACCGAAUGCAUAGACUGCUGCUCUCCGUGAUCACCUGGGUUGGUAUCGUCAUCUCGCUGGUCUGCCUCACCAUCUGCAUCUCCACCUUCUGCUUCCUACGUGGUAUCCAGACUGAUCGUAACACCAUCCACAAGAACCUCUGCAUCAACCUCUUCAUAGCUGAGCUCAUCUUUCUGAUCGGCAUCAACAAGACUCAAUACCAGGUUGUCUGCCCAAUAAUCGCUGGCUUCCUCCACUUCUUCUUCCUGGCUGCCUUCUCUUGGAUGUGUCUGGAAGGCGUCCACCUCUACCUCAUGCUGGUUGAGGUCUUUGAGAGCGAUUACUCCAGGAAGAAGUACUACUAUCUCUGCGGCUACUGCUUCCCUGCCUUGGUAGUGGGAAUCUCUGCUGCAAUCGAUUACCGGAGCUAUGGAACCGACAAGGCAUGCUGGUUACGGGUGGACAACUAUUUCAUCUGGAGUUUCAUCGGACCAGUAUCCUUUGUUAUUAUGAUGAACCUGGUCUUCCUGAUGAUCACCCUGCACAAGAUGGUGAGGAGCAACAGCUCGUUGAAACCGGACUCCAGUCGGCUGGAGAACAUCAAGUCCUGGGCUCUGGGUGCGAUGGCUCUGCUCUUCCUGCUGGGUCUCACCUGGGCAUUCGGCCUGAUGUUCAUUAACGAAGAGUCCAUGGUGAUGGCCUACCUCUUCACCACCUUCAAUGCCUUCCAGGGAAUGUUCAUCUUCAUUUUUCACUGUGCUCUGCAGAAGAAAGUCCACAAGGAAUACAGCAAGUGCCUACGGCACGCUCACUGUUGCAGCCGCCCUGGUGCCGGCAUUUCCCACGGCAACCUGAAGACUUCCACCAUCCGGAACAGCAGCCGGUACUACACUGGUACUCAGGUACAGAAUGCUGCCGCAAACAGGAGGAUAGCUGAAAAGAGUCGGAUCCGGAGAAUGUGGAACGACACUGUUCGGAAACAGUCGGAAUCUUCCUUCAUGACCGGCGACCUCAACAGCACCCCCACCCUCAACCGAGGGACCAUGGGCAAUCAUCUACUGACCAACCCUGUUCUGCAGCCACGUUCUGGGGCCAGCCCGUACAACACACUGCUGGCCGAAUCCGUUGGCUACAACGCUCCUUCUCCCACUGUCUUCAGCUCACCAGGAACCUACAGAGAGACAAAGCACCCGGUCAACCUGACGAGAGACCCCUGCGCAGUGGACACUCUGCCCCUUAACGGCAACUUCAACAACAGCUACUCCUUCCGAAACGCCGACUUCGUGACGGAUGGGACCCCCCUCGCCGAUUGCCGCCGCAACCUCAGCGACGCCGCCUUCGAGAAGAUGAUCAUCUCCGAGCUGGUCCACAACAACCUGAGGCCAGGCAGCAAGACCUUGCCCGGGGAGCCGGGAGCGCCGGUCAGCGGCGGCGGCGGAGCGACCAGCAGCGAAGACGAUGCCAUCGUUCCCGACGCCCCCUCGCUCACCCAGGAGGACAACAUCGACAUCGAACUGAUGUACAAGGCGCUGGAGGAACCUCUGCUUCUGCAACGCGCCCAGUCCCUGCUCUACCACAGUGACCCGGAGCUGGAGGAAUCGGAGAGCUACACGGCCGAAAUCACCGACGGCCUCGACGGUCAGCUCCAGUCCCCAAACAGAGACUCCUUGUACACCAGCAUGACCAACCUCAGAGACUCCUCUUACCCCGACAGCAGCCCGGAGGUGAUGGGCGAGACCGCACCCCAUUCCCAAGGCAACGACGAGGUGUACUACAGCUCCAGGCCCAACCUGGUCUUCAGGAGCCAGCUACAAGCCUACUACCAGUCCAGGAGAGGUAGCAACGACGGAUACAUGGUGUCGGUGGAUGUGGACGGUUCGAUGCCUGAGACCGACGGACAGAUGCAACUGAGGCUGGGACCGCAGCUUCGACAGCCCCACCACGCGGGCACCACGUGCGAAGGGACAUUCGUCGCUCAGCAGCCGCCCUGGAUGUCUCUCCGCCUGCACGAUACCGUCGGAAACGCCACAGCGCCGCUGGGUCUAUCGUCCCCACUCCGCUCGGCCACCCAGGAGAGGAGGGUGGGCAGAACGAGAAGGAACCUCGUAGGGUUGCAAGGAUAAUGGUCUCCACUCGACCUGGCAGUAGUACGGCUUGUCCUACACCUCCCCCCCUCCCCCCCCACCCUGUCCCAUCCAACUGACCACCCACCUCCCCCUCCCCCCCCCACCCUCCAUGCCCUGUGCGCUAGGAGGCUCUGGGGUGGCUGAGGUCAAGGAGGGUGUACACACAUCUCCCGUCCAACAACGACAGCGGCAGAAGACACGGAAUGUUGGCCGCGGGCUGCAAGCUUCCAUCCCUGCUGCCAAAGGCCGCACUCCACUGAUGCUCAACAGACGAUGUAAAUAGAGAGAGAGAAAAAAUACUAAUUUCCGUGCGAGAAGCCACGUUUUUGUUCCCGUCGUUUAAGUUUGGAUUAUUUCCCCCUCCCCCCCCCUCCCCUCCACCCCGCUCUCCGCGUUUGUGCCACUGGUCGGAUCUGUUGUGGCCCAGGCAAGCCCCGUCUCACAGCAAGGCCAACAACAGCAAGGGGGUUGUGAUCGAGGGGGGACCUCUGUCCCAAAGUGGACACACUGGAUCUGAACUUCAAACAAGCCCAUGGCGAUUGGUGGAAGCCCAUUCUUCUCUUGUGGCUGUCGGGCCAUCGUUAAUCUGUGUAAUUUUACAAGAAAGGGAAAACAAAUCAUACACAAAGUGUUUAAUGUCCUCUUAAACCUUUUGAGUUGUCAGAGCACAAAACCUUUUUAUAAUCUCGUCAUGUCCCCCGAGUAUAUAGAAGGAGGCAGACUUGACUUCCGUCUUCAGAAGUUGCCUUUCGCCCUCUUCGGAAAGGAGGGACUUUUACAAAUGGUGUGUGUGUGUUUAACAAAAAAAAAUAGGAAAAAAAAUUGCCAAUAUAAGCUUUAGACACAGGGUGUAGCACACAGUGUGUUCACCGCACUUUCUAUCGGUCUGAUAUAAACUGCAAGUGCACAUCAUCAGCCCUUAUGGAAUGGGCAGCCAAGUUAGUCUGUGCUUACUUCCUUCAUUGUGUGGUGUGGAAGGCAGAUGCUGGCUUUGAGUGGUGGCGGCUGGGGGCUUGAGAUGGGUUACCUGGUCAGGUGUGAAACCCCAGCGUGUCUGUAAUGUGGCAGAGAAUCCCAGGGAGUGGCAGAGUAGCACCUCCCUGACCCGCGUUGUACCUCUCAGGUGUGUCGAGUGGCCUUCAUGAUGUUAAUCUUCCACUCCAGGUAACAUCCCCACCUGUGCGCUGAAGUCUGGUCAUACCUGAGAGUCCCUGCAGAGAGGUGAGCAGAACUCCACCCGUGACCUGACGGGCGAUUUUUACUUCAUUAGUUUUCGAGAUAGUGUGGAAACAGGCCCUUCGGCCCACUGAGCCCGUGCCACCCCAUACGCAACUUCUUUC